Molecule: messenger RNA, 879 nt
Organism: Morchella sextelata
Lineage: Eukaryota; Fungi; Ascomycota; Pezizomycetes; Pezizales; Morchellaceae
Exons: 6
Coding region: 1-879 (292 amino acids)
Molecular function (GO): methyltransferase activity
Source: RefSeq, a predicted model, not a curated record
AUGUCAACACCACUCGUCCAAGCCCAGUACGGCAGCUAUGCAGCGGCUCAGACAGAAAAAGAUACCGCCUACAACGAGCGUGUGGCUAGUGCGUUUGGAUACACGACGGAGGACCUUGUGAGCAUCCCGCAGAACGCAAAUCUGGGCGUUAGUUGCGGGAAUCCGAUUGCUAUGGCGGGUCUGAAGGAGGGAGAGGUGGUCAUAGAUAUGGGUUCUGGCGCCGGCAUGGACGUCUUUAUCGCUGCCCGCAAAGUCGGGCCUACCGGAAAGGUCAUCGGAAUAGACAUGACACAGGAAAUGCUCGACCUCGCCACCAAAAACGCCCUCAAAGGCAACUACUCCAACGUCGAAUUCAUCAAAUCCUACAUCCACUCCACCCCCACCCUCGCCGCCAACACCGCCAACGUCAUCACCUCAAACUGCGUCCUUAACCUCCUCCCCCCCGCACAAAAGCCCGCCGUCUUCACCGAGAUGUUCCGCCUCCUGAAGCCCAGCGGGCGCGUUGCCGUCUCGGACAUCCUCGCGCGCAAGCCGCUGCCCGAGGACAUCAAGGCGAGUGCCGCACUCUACAUAGGCUGCGUCGGCGGCGCGAGCCUCGUGGAGGAGUAUCAAGCGUGGAUGAAGGAUGCGGGGUUUGAGGAUGUGGUAAUCGUGGACACGAAGAAGGACCUCAAUAUCUACAAAGAGGGUAUCAUCAACGUUUCCGGCACCGACACUGACGCCGGCGAGAAGAAGAAGAGCUGCUGUAAGCCCGCGCCGAAGGCGUGUUGCGGGGCGCCAGAGGUGACAUCGAAUGUGGCCGGGAUUGCGGAUUAUGAUCUUAACGAGUUUGCGGGCGCGUUCCAGAUCUACGCGGUGAAGCCCGCUGUGGCUGCGUAG